This is a messenger RNA of Brassica napus (rape), 2407 nucleotides long. RefSeq names its product LEAF RUST 10 DISEASE-RESISTANCE LOCUS RECEPTOR-LIKE PROTEIN KINASE-like 1.3. The record is from RefSeq and is a predicted model, not a curated record. Lineage: Eukaryota; Viridiplantae; Streptophyta; Magnoliopsida; Brassicales; Brassicaceae. The transcript is spliced from 4 exons. Gene Ontology annotation, molecular function: protein kinase activity; polysaccharide binding; ATP binding. Bases 142 to 2229 code for a protein of 695 amino acids. Gene Ontology annotation, biological process: protein phosphorylation.
CCUUAGUUUUCUUUACCUUUUUUCAACUCAGGAAACCAAGACUUAGACAACAACAAAAACCAUUGACAUUUUUCUUCUUGUUCUUCUUCAUCAUCAUCUUGUUCAUCGCUCAAAGGCAAGAAAGAGAAAAAAACAGGAAACAUGAUCAAUCUCCUCCAGUCUCUAAAAAGAUCGCUGGCUUAUGCAGUCUUAUGGAUGCUCUUUAUGAUUCUGGAUUGUGUUUUGUCAGUUAAUGAGCGUCACAAACACUGCGCUCCAACGUUUAGCUGUGGACAUAAGAUAGAUCUGUAUUAUCCCUUUUGGACAUCUGACAGAGAAGAGUGCGGCCACCCGGAUUUCAAAGUCAACUGCAGCGACGGUUUUGCAGAGCUUACCAUUUCCUCAGUAAAGUUGAGAAUCCUUGAGAUGAAUUCUAAGUCUAGAAUCAUCAGACUUGCCAGAAUGGAUUACAUCAACGAUCUUUGUCCCCAUAAGCCUGAGAACGCAACACUCAACAAUCAAGUCCUUCCAUUUUCUGAAGACACCGAGCUCCGAACGUUUUACUACCGAUGUCGUCUUAGCCCAAAAGUGGAUUUUACUAAAAGCGGCCACAUCAGACAGCUCCACUGUGGGGAUGAUACUGGUAGACAAAGUUUUUCUGUCUCGUCCCAUUUAUAUUCUCGGAAAAGGGAAAUCAUCAAUGAGUUAAGGGCAUCAUGUGGAAGUAUCGUCAAUGUUCCGGUCUCUCGAUCUGCCUUGAGGAUAGAAGAGAGAAAUCAGAGUGCGGAGGCUAUAGCGAAGGCUCUUGAAAAGGGUUUCGAGCUUAGUUUUAACAGAGAUUGUUCGCGAUGCAGAAGAUCAAAGGGUGCUUGUGGAUAUAAUAAUACCUUGGGAGGAUUCGUCUGCUAUUGUAUAAAUGAGCCUCAUAAGCAUACCUGUGAAAAGAAUGAAACCAACAAUAAUCUGACGGAGCUCCUGACUUUUUGUUUAUCACAAGGCAUUGGAUUCGUUUGUGGUUUCUUGGGUGCCACUCUUUUAGCAGCAUGUUUGCUCUGUUUCUACAUCCGGAGAAGGAAGAAACUGGCAGCACAAUACACAAACAAAGGUCUUUCAGCUACUCCUCCCACAUCAAUCUCCAGAAGCAACCAUGCUCUCAUGCCAUCUAUCUCUAACCUAGCAAACAGAAGUGUCGAUUAUGGAGUUCAAGUCUUCAGCUACGAAGAACUCGAGGAAGCCACUGAUCAUUUCUCUAGAGAGCUCGGAGAUGGAGGAUUCAGUACUGUCUACUACGGCAUACUAAAGGAUGGACGUGCCGUAGCUGUAAAACGCUUCUUUGAGAAGUCCCUGAAACGUGUGGAGCAGUUCAAGAACGAGAUCGAUAUCUUGAAAUCCUUAAAACACCCGAACCUAGUGAUUCUAUACGGAUGCACAACGAGACAUAGCAGAGAGCUACUUUUAGUGUAUGAAUACAUCUCUAAUGGCACACUCGCUGAUAAUCUCCAUGGAGACCAAGCACAGUCUCGUCCUAUUGACUGGCCUGGUCGGCUCAACAUCGCCAUUCAAACCGCGAGUGCAUUGUCCUUUCUCCAUGCCUCAGGAAUUAUACACAGAGAUGUUAAGACUACGAACAUUCUUCUAGAUAGCAACUACCAAGUCAAAGUGGCUGACUUCGGUCUCUCGCGGUUGUUUCCGCCGGAUCUAUCUCAUAUCUCUACUGGGCCGCAAGGAACUCCGGGGUACGUUGAUCCUGAGUAUUAUCAAUGUUAUCGUCUCAACGAGAAGAGCGAUGUGUACAGCUUCGGAGUCGUACUCUCGGAGCUGAUCUCAUCCAAAAAAGCAGUUGAUAUCACCAGAAGUCGCGAGGACAUCAACCUCGCGAACAUGGCUAUCUCCAAAAUAGGAAAUGACUCCGUUCACGAGCUGGCGGAUUUGUCUCUCGGAUUCGCGAGGGAUCCUUCAGUUAAUAGGAUGAUGAUUUCUGUUGCUGAGCUGGCGUUCCGCUGUUUGCAACAGGAGAGGGAGGCAAGGCCGUCCAUGGAUGAGGUCGUCAAGGUUCUGAGAGAGAUUCAGAAGGAAGGUGAAAGUGAUGCUCCUGAUGUGGUGGAGGUAGAUGUGAGGAGCGGAGAUGAAGCUGUGUUGUUAAAGCACGGUGUUCCUCCGGUGUUAUCGCCAGUGUCUGAGAAAGAGACGAGUGGUUCAAAUACGACGACGACGAGUAGUUCUAGUAGGACGAGGAAGAGUUCGUUCUGAGAGUGUACUAUGAGAGACCCUGGACCAAAGCGAGGGUUUGGUGUCAGUACAUGGAUAAAUCAUUUGCGAAUUUCACCUUUUUGACUCUUUUGUUGUUUAAUUUCCUCUUCUUUCUCUUUGUGAUUUUUGCAAAUAUUUAGUGGAGCUCGAAGGUUAUAAAAAAUUCAGAUCGUAGACA